CACCGUUCUUCCAUUAGAAAACGUAAGUAUUUAAAUACCGGUGUAUUUUUUCUGCUGACAUCGGCGUGCCGCCGACAUACCCGUCACCGGUGCAUUUUUAUUACUUUUUGAAAUUUUAGGUAUAGAUCUGACGCUACAGUGUCGGUGCGAUCCUGUGCGGCAUCUUCCUAACCGUCUCGCGCUCCCUCUCUGCUCUCCCCUCGCGCUAGGAAAAAGAAAACGCGCUCGACGUAACGGCGAAAUAUGUCCGGACGCGGUAAAGGCGGUAAGACCAAGGGGAAGGCGAAGACCCGCAGCAGCAGGGCCGGCCUGCAGUUCCCCGUGGGCAGGAUUCACCGUCUUCUGAGGAAAGGCAACUACGCUGAGCGCGUCGGCGCCGGUGCGCCGGUCUAUCUCGCCGCCGUCAUGGAAUAUCUGGCGGCUGAAGUGCUCGAGUUGGCUGGAAACGCAGCCAGGGACAACAAAAAAACUAGGAUAAUCCCGCGCCACUUGCAGUUAGCCAUCCGUAACGACGAGGAACUGAACAAACUGCUGUCCGGAUACGUGUUUUAAGAUUCACGUGUACCCGUGUAUGUACGUGACACGUGUAUUCGAAUGUGUGUAUGUGUGAUAUGUGCAAACGUGUAAUCGUGUAUAAUAAAUGUACACGGUGCACACAAUGACGUACGCACGCACGCACGCUUUCCUUCAUCUGUGUGAGUGGCAAUUAAAUGUU
Molecule: messenger RNA, 715 nt
Organism: Vollenhovia emeryi
Lineage: Eukaryota; Metazoa; Arthropoda; Insecta; Hymenoptera; Formicidae
Product: histone H2A-like
Exons: 1
Coding region: 244-552 (102 amino acids)
Cellular component (GO): nucleosome
Molecular function (GO): protein heterodimerization activity; DNA binding; structural constituent of chromatin
Source: RefSeq, a predicted model, not a curated record